AUGGGAGGUGAUGCAUUUAUUGAUGGAGGGUUUAGGAAAUCGAAUAAGCCGGAAAGAUUUGAGAAGCAUGUUGGUGGAAUUAAGAGUGCUCAUAAUCUUGCUUAUGAGAAGUUUCUUUUGGGGCAAGGAGAAAAGGUUAAGGAAGUAGGUGAUCAUGCUCUUGAAAAUGCACCCGGAAAUUGUCAAAUGACUUCUCCCCCGAUCCAAAAAGACAUUAUUAAUUGUUGUGCAAAAGAAACAACUAAGUUCAUAAUUGAAGAGCUUGGUGAUGAUUACUUUGUUAUAUUGGCUGAUGAGUCAAGUGAUGUGUCUCAAAAAGAGCAAAUAGCUCUUGUUUUGCGCUUUGUUAAUAAAGAUAGUGGAAAGGUAAUGGAGAGAUUUCUAGGCAUUGUUCAUGUUGGUGAUACUAACACUUUAUCUCUUAAAGAUGCAAUUUUGUCACUACUUGUGGAACAUUCAUUGAGUCCAUCUAUGAUAAGAGGGCAAGUUUCUUGCAAGAGAAGAGAAAUGAUUCGUGAUAUUCAAGCUCAAGAACUUGCUCAAGCAUUAGAAGUGGGGGAAAUUUUGAGUGGAUCGAGUUUGAAUCAAGAGCUUGGUUUGAAGAGGCCCGGAGAUAUUCGUUGA
Molecule: messenger RNA, 624 nt
Organism: Chenopodium quinoa (quinoa)
Lineage: Eukaryota; Viridiplantae; Streptophyta; Magnoliopsida; Caryophyllales; Amaranthaceae
Exons: 4
Coding region: 1-624 (207 amino acids)
Source: RefSeq, a predicted model, not a curated record